AUUGCAGGGCUGGCAUAUCGACAGGGUCGGGUAGAUGGUGUCCGUGAUGCCUCGCUCUUUCUGUCCUCAACAUGGCAGGAGCUAAUGGGCACGAGGUGCUGAACGCCGGGGUGGCAUGCGGGACAAGGCAUGGCAUCCACCAAAAGAAAGCAUCGAAGGUGCAGGCCAAGCCAAUCCGCCUGCUCUUUCCUGAAGAAAAACAUGGGAAGGCGUGGAAGGUAAUCAACACGAGCGGGGCAAGAGCACAAGAGCGAGCUAGCGAGCUACGAGCAUGCAUGGCUUCUGAGACCUUUCCGUCUCAUGCUCUUGUUUCCAUUCCGCUUCUUUUGGGCCGGCGUCAAAUUACACGUUACUGCCACGAGGUCCUUCUUUCUCUCUCUGCUGAUCUUCUCUACUUCUACUCCUCGCCCGCCAGUUCUCCUUUCUCUCCUCUCUGACACGGCCUCAACUUUACUGAACAUACAAAUGUCUCAACACUCAGUUCCGAAACACCCAACUCCUUCGCCUCGAAUACUUGUUAUCAGACUCCACCGUUCCUUUUCGCCUUCUCCGCACAUAUACAAAUCCUCCUAGCCACCUUCACCUUCAUCCUAUAAGGAAAUUGUGUGACACUGUCCGUCCUCACCUACCAAAGAAUACUGUCUGGCAUCUCUUCUGCAAAUCUCAGGGGAUUCGGGCGUCUUUUUCGACUGCUUGAAUAGCAGUUUUACUAGUCUAUUCUCUCCCCGAACAAUGCGGCUCUUCCAUCGACAUCGAAACAAGCAGAAGAACCCGCCUCAACCUAUCCAAGAAGACCUGCUUUCACCCUUCCACUCACCAGCACCUUCGCCUCCCAUUCGGAAUUUCUCAUACCCAACCGCGGCCUUACAACCACCGUCGGGACCUUCCAUCUCUUCAUCCGCACAGCCGGGUAUUCACCUACCUCCUGCUGGCUUUGGAGAAGCACGAACAUCCACACCUAGUGACCGCAUCGAGCCUCCGUUCUACUGGGCUUCAUCGUACAGACCCAUACGGGAAGAAGAAAUCGAACCCUCGACAGAUUCACAGUCUUUUAUUUCCGAUACUGGACCAGAGGCGUUUGUCUACGGCUAGGGGCCGAUUUCAGAGAAGAAGAAGAAGAAACGACGAAGUCUCCUCGGAAUCUCAAGACCACAGAGAACCAAGAAGAUCAUUCAAUCCGAAGAAUUGCCCAGAAUCGAUAGAAGUGCGCCGCAGAAUCCUGACCGAGAUUCUCUCAUUGGAUCUCAAACUACUCAUCCAUCAGCUCGGGCUAUCUUUGAAAGCCCACCUAAGAAGGCGUCUCCUCAUAAGCGCGCUUUUGUUCUCGGUCACAAGUUCGCCAAGUCGGUCGAUCUUGCAUCCACCCACCUACGCCCGCCGAGCCCACUUCGCCCGGCAUCUAGCUCAGGAAUAGCAACAGUCGACACGCGAACUGCUCCCCAUAAGAUCGGGCUAGCGAUAGACGAAGAAGACAACCAUCCAGGAACAUUGCUCGAUCUCUCAGACGACGAGAUGGGUCUCAGACGCAGAAUCUCGGAGAUGGACUUGAGAAUGUCCCCUCCGAAACGCAUGUUCUCCGACCAUUCUCAGAUAUCAGAGUACAGCGCUUCUACAGCUAGUGUCAGUGGAAGCCCUACAAAGAAGAGACGAAGUGAUAAGACCAAACCCAAAGACGGCAAGCAUCAUUGGGUGAGCCAGCUCAAAGACUGGUUCAGUACUGGCGAGCCGUCCUCCCAGGACUGGAAACAGCUCAAGAAACAAGAGUACCACAAACAUGGGAUCGCGAUGAAUGACCCAGAUGCCAGCGCAAAGCUGCACGCUCCCAUCGGAGCAAUUCCCGAAGAGGCCAUCAAGCCUUCCAGCGGGCCUGAUCCCGAGACGGUUGCCAAGAAGAAGUCUGCCAAUCGAAAGCAGGUUCGCCAAGCCUACGGCGGUUGCGAGAGAAUCUCAGGCUCUGUUUCUUCUGAAUCUUCGGCGGGUAGCAGGGAGGUCAACCCUAUCGCCCCAUGGGCGUAGGCGUGAUACUCAGCAGGCCGAAACUGGGGAAGGAGCAUGCCUUUAUUUGUGACAAGGCAGACGCAGGAGUGUGUGGGUUGAUGAACGAGACAACGACUGGAAGAUGACAACGAUUUGCUUGGAUCGCUUUUGCAUUAUACCCGCUUCUAGACGCCACGGCAAUGAGCCUGUCACGGAAGCUGCGUUGGAAUUUUCAAACUUGUUGGCCGUUCGUGCGCCACAGGGCGGAGGGCCUGAAACGACUGUCUUUAAGAGUACCAUAGUCUGAUGAAAACGGAAGAUUU
This is a messenger RNA of Colletotrichum scovillei, 2300 nucleotides long. RefSeq lists its product as uncharacterized. The record is from RefSeq and is a predicted model, not a curated record. Lineage: Eukaryota; Fungi; Ascomycota; Sordariomycetes; Glomerellales; Glomerellaceae. Bases 1513 to 2016 code for a protein of 167 amino acids. The transcript has a single exon.